UCCUUCUUCACUGCCUCCAUCUUCCCCACCGCUCUCCCCGUUCCUCCCCAGCCCCGAACCAAAAGAGAAGGGAAAAAACAUAUUAUGGGCAACACCCUCACCACCCCACCCGCACCCCCCUUCAUCGCCAUCUCCGGCCCCCGCUCCAAAGUCCUUUUCCCCACAAACUCGACCUUCGCCUUCCUGCCCCCGGAGUUCCCCACGGGCCUACACGACUCUGCGAAAUCCUACGGGCCGUACCAAGCGGGAAAGUGGGGUAGGGGUAAGAAGAACAGGAAAUACUACGACACCGGAAUACCCAUCUACACGCCUGUACCGGGGAAUCGGAAACCGAGAUAUAAGUGGCAGGAUAAGGGGAAGAGUAAGAGAGGGGGAGGUGGGAAGGGAUACGCAUACUUUGAUUCUGGGCAACGAGACUGGGAAGGAGACACGGCGACCACGACGACAGGGCCGACCUCGACGGCGACGUAUGGCAGUUCGAUUCUAUCAGAGCCGUCGAUCGAGAGGGUUCCGCAUAAAAGGAGGCAUAGCGGUAGCUUCCCCGUCCGACGGCCUUCGGGACCGAGACCGGUGUUUCCGAGACGAGGUACGGGCGUCGGAAGGAGAGACGCCCGUUCGGUGGUCAGUGAUACGGAUAUGGGACAUGUCCCUGGGUGGAGACAGAUAGGGAGGCGUCCUGGGGGGAUGAUGGGUAUGGGCGUGGGCAUGGGAGGGCCGUACGGUGCGGCAGGAGGCAUGGGGAUGGAGAGACCCUGGACUGCGCCGGCGGCGUAUCCGGCCAUGGGAGGGAUGGCCAUGGGUAUGGAUGGAGGGAUGGAUGGAAUGGGCGUAGGAGCUGGAGGCGUUCCGGCAUAUGGCGUGCCCGCAACAGGAGCAGGGGCAGCAUACCCAGGCACAGUACCAGGAGGAGCAGGAGCAGCAGGAGCGGCACCGAACCCGUACGCCUACGCAUACGUCCCUCAACACCAAACCGGACACCCAGGAGCAGCAGGACUAGGAGGCGGGAUUCCACCCGCCAACCACUACCCCCAACAGCAACAAUCACAACCACCACCACCGCACUACACCACCAACCGCCCUCCAACACCCCGUGGCGUCGCCCGUGUAGGCCACGGCCCAUAUGUCCCCGCCGCAGGUGCAGACCACGGACACGACAGAAACCGCACCAACAAGCGGGCUCCAAUCUCCCGCGACGACGACGGCGGCAACAACAACACCUCCCACCAAUCGACGAAACCCUACCACUCCCUCACCUCCCUCGACGCCUGCAUCUGCACCACCAACUGCACAUGCCGCAAAGGGCACCGCGUCGUCUACUUUGAAGACCGGGACGACGGUUCGGGCCCCCUGCGCGGCGAGAUCCGAUACGUGCUGCGCGACGACCUUGGGAAAGAUUGCGGGGAUCAUAGUGCGUGUUUUACGCGCGAGGGCAGGAGGAAGGGCACCGUGGGCGUGGAGGAGAAGUUGGGCGAGGUGAGGAGGGAGGUCAGGGAUGGGUUGAGGGAGAUUCGGGAGGCGGUUGCUGGGGGUGGGGGGAUGGGGAGAGCGGGUGGAGGUGGUGGUGGUGGAGGUAAUGGCUACGCAGUCGAUCAUGGUCAUGGAUAUCCAUUUGGUUUUGCAAAUGGCUAUCCCACACACAUACCACCACCCGGGUACUCCUCCUUCCCCACGGGAGGAGCAGGCAUGGACGACAUCUAUGACCCCUCUCCCCCGGACUUCCUUCACCACAUGCACAUGUAUCCUCCUCCCCCCAACAACACCGGCGCCGGUGCAAGACACCGCAUGAUGGUACCUCCCGAUUUCCCACGCAGCAGACCACAACCACCACCAUUAGGUCGCCCUCGCGGCGGUCCCUUCGCACCGCCUGGCAUGGGAAUGAGGCCGCCAUUUGGCCGCCGCGGUCCACCUGCACCACCUCCUGGAAUCGGAGGCGGUAUGGGGAUGGGCAUGCCCAUGGGAAGAAUGCCUCCACGAGGCGGGCCUGGAGGAGGUGCACCAGAAGGGAGGAGACAUGCCCGGCCACCACCACCAGGCGGAGGACGAGGAGGAGGAGGAGGAGCAAGCGGAUUCGCCCCCGGACGUCGCGGCCGCUCUGGUUUCCCUGCCGAUAUCGAGGACAAUGUAGAUGGAGGAGGUCUCGGAGUGGGUAUGGGUAUGGGUAUGGGUGGUGGUGGUGGUGGCGGUGAUAGAUUCGGAGAUGUUGGUAUGGGAAUGGGGAUGGGGAUGGAAAUGAACGGCGGAGACGAUGGCGAAGACGACGACGACGACGACUGGGAGGAUAUGCCCGACGGUACGUAGUCUCCCAAGCCAAUUCUAGUGCUGGCUGGCCGGUAAGCUGACAUACCCAGAGACCUAGAGGGUCUGGAGCGCGAGUGGUCUCCUCCUCCUCCUGCUCCUGCAAGAGGAGGACGAGGUAGUUCCGCCGGGAGAGGCAGACCGCGAAAUCGGCGAGUAUCACCUGCAACCGGUGCAAAGAGAGGCGGAGGGGCCAGGGGAAGAAGACAGGCUCACGUGGAGGACGGGUCGGAGGAGUGAAGAGAGGCCGCUGAGGAAAUGGGAUCAGGGUCUGUCUAUAGCCUAGAAACUCUACGGAUAGAUCAGAUUUGGCAGUGCAGGUGGGGCCUUCAAAUCGUUGUUGCUACACGUGUCUCUUCAUAUCUUUUCACCUUUUACAAUUUCUGUGAACAUACAUAAUAAACGCAUCACAAGCCUUGCACGAGAC
Molecule: messenger RNA, 2722 nt
Organism: Westerdykella ornata
Lineage: Eukaryota; Fungi; Ascomycota; Dothideomycetes; Pleosporales; Sporormiaceae
Exons: 1
Coding region: 85-2298 (737 amino acids)
Source: RefSeq, a predicted model, not a curated record